This is a messenger RNA of Paramecium sonneborni, 1526 nucleotides long. The record is from the annotation of a GenBank genome assembly. NCBI's taxonomy places the organism in Eukaryota, Ciliophora, Oligohymenophorea, Peniculida, Parameciidae.
AUGGAAAUUCACGAAUAACCAAUAAUAAAUUUGUUGUCUUUUUUACAUUUUCAAAAUCCAAUAGGAGAUUAUUGUAAGAAUAAAAAGUGAUUUAGUCUUAUCUGCAAAUGUUCCGGAUACAAUAUUUUAUGAGAAUUCGAUUCCAAAAUAAUGGUUUUUCAGUAAGAAAGCUUAGGUGAGAAUGAAAUCAAGAAUGAAAUUGGAUGACAAUUAUAUUCGCAGUUAUUUUUAAGGAUUAAAUCAAGAGAUAGUGGCAAUUUGGAGAACUAAAUAGGAAUUAUAAGUGUUUAAUAAGGAGAGAUUAACUAAGUUCUUUUAGGAAGAGGGUUAAAAAGAUGGGAUUUUAUAAAGGUUUAUAUAUCCAAAAGGUAAUAAGAAUUUUACUAUAAUAAUUUAAUGGAGUUAGAAUUAAACAUUAUUUGAAAGGUUUGAGAGUAACUUUAUGAUUGAUGAUAAGUCAAUAGAUAUUUAUUAAAGAGCAUUAACUCAUGAAAGAGAUGGAACUUUGGCUCAAUAAAUAAAUAGUAAAUUUUUAACAGAAAGACUUGAACAUUUUAGUGCAACAAUAGCAUCUCAUGGUAAUGAUUUAAUGAAAUGGAAAUCUAAAAUUAUUAGAAUGAUAUUAGAGGUUAAAAUAGAUAAUACUGGUUAAAUUUGGCUUACUAAUUGUUUUCAUAUAAAAUGGUCUACUUAAGAAUAAGUUCAUAUGAAAUCUUUAAGUCUUCCUUCUUUUAUUGAUUAAGAAAAGUUAAUUCUUAAAUAACACAAAAAUAUUCUUAAAGAUACAUAAUGUGAAAUGUGUGAUACUCUAUUUCAUAAAAAUGAUUUAAUGAAGACAUAUAUUAAAAACAUAAUUGAAAGUUGGAAUUUUGAUCAUAUGGGUGAUAAUGAUAAAUUAUUGGUAAAAAAGAAAAAACAAAUUCUUCUUAGAAAGAAAACUAUGGCUGAAAAAUUAGAUGUAAAAUAAGAUGUAGAAUUAAGAUAAGUGAAUUAAAACUAUUUAAUACCUUCUUUAAUUAGAAAGAUAUUUCCAAAAUUAAAAUAUAUUCAAUAUAAAGAAUUAUUAGGGAAUCCAGGAUUCUUAGAAAUGGAAUUUAAUGUUUGUUAUACAUGUCAUGUUUAAAUUGAUAAAGGAGUAAAUGUUUCAUAAGAUCUUAGUAAAUUAGCAAAAUAAGAAUUGUUAUGUCCAGCUACAUAUAAAGGAAUUCAAAAAUUAAGACCUGAAAUAUUAAAGGAACGUUUAAUUGUAUUAUUUUAUUUAAUAAAAGACUACAAGGAGAGAAAUAUUAAGAAAAAUAGCUAAUCAUGGUCAUCGAAAUGAAAGAAUAAAUGAGUAAAUUCCUCCAAUUUCAACAAGAAUGUUUAAUUCAACAAAUUCAAGUAGAAUAUUUGGUAUAUCACCUAUAAAAAGUAUGAUUACUUAAAUUUUGCCAAAAUAUUCUGUAAUAAGUUUGGAUACUAAGGUUAAUAAGAAUACUACAACAAGAACACAUUCAAGAAGAGUUAGUGAUUUAAAAUGUUAGUGA